Molecule: messenger RNA, 1577 nt
Organism: Formica exsecta
Lineage: Eukaryota; Metazoa; Arthropoda; Insecta; Hymenoptera; Formicidae
Product: fez family zinc finger protein erm-like
Exons: 6
Coding region: 1-1260 (419 amino acids)
Cellular component (GO): nucleus
Source: RefSeq, a predicted model, not a curated record
AUGAAAGGAAAAGAGCAACGAAGUGGAGAGGCAAGCCAUGCUUUUUAUUCUCUCGUAAUAGAAACGGUACCUCGAACUUGGCACAUGAAACCGGAACUUCAUUGCAAUCCCGUUGGAGUUCCGGCGGGCGCCUUGUCACCCCCGGCCACCCUCUCGCCACCGGGUAGUCCAAGCAUAAUCACGCUGCCAUCUUCGCCUUGGAGCCCAGGUGUACCGGGGAGCAGUUCGAGCAUUGCCUCCGCUAGUGCAUCUUCGGGCCUUUGUCAAUCCGUCCCUGAUCGUUUCAGCGCCUUCACCCUCGUCUCAAAUUACAAUCCCGAUUUGAGACUGCAAAAUCUACCACUCAGCUCUAACGUUGCCGCGCGAGAUAUGCGGUGCGGACUGAUGUACGGAGGUUACGGGGCAUCCGGGGGUGCUUGGUGGGCUCGUCACAUGGGCCUUCUGCUGCCACAUUCUUUGCUCCCGCCUACAAGAAUCCCGUCCCAACAGACGACACCGGUAACAAAUUGUUCGCCCAUUCAUCCGGAACCUCUCAGUCCGGCACGUCCCGGAUCACCGCGAAGAUGUACACCGGAGAAAGCCAAAUUCGAAGAGGAGGUGCCAUUGAACCUCAGCACGAAGCCGAGCGAUGUCUCGUCAAGUAUCGGCAACAGGAAAAGUGAAAUCUGGUCACCGGGCUCGGUUUGCGAGAGGGAGGCCAGGGAAACGAGAGCACCGUCCUCCAGGAGUCCGUCCUCGACCCCUGUAAUUACGCGGCAAAUUCAUCACUCGCCGCUUACUCCGCCCUCCUCGACCGAAAGGACUUUUCAAUGUAAGCAGUGCGGUAAAGCCUUCAAACGGUCAAGCACACUCAGCACUCACUUGCUGAUCCAUUCUGACACGAGGCCUUAUCCCUGUCAAUAUUGUGGCAAAAGGUUUCACCAGAAGUCAGAUAUGAAGAAACACACCUACAUCCAUACUGGUGAGAAACCGCAUAAGUGCGUGGUGUGCGGCAAGGCGUUCUCCCAGAGCAGCAACCUGAUCACGCACAUGCGUAAGCACACCGGCUAUAAGCCGUUUCAGUGCGGCCUGUGCGACAAAGCAUUCCAGAGAAAGGUCGAUCUGCGAAGGCACCGGGAAGGUCAGCAUCCGGCGGCGCCGGCGCUCGACUAUCGCUCUCUUCAGAUACCGCCUCAGCAGCCGAACAAUAACCGGCGCUCGUCACCGGUAUCGCCACAUUCGACGGGUUAUCGUAUGAUAUCCGUGCCCAGCAGCAGCUGAGACUCGUUCAGCUGACAGACGAACGUCUUGUCCGUGAACGCAGCGGUGCUUCAAACCGGAUAAAUCCCCCUUCAUCCCCCUCGCCUGCGCGGUACGUAUCGCACCAUCGUGUCGUAGCCCAUUGAAGGCAAUACGUAAUGUGAGAUCGGUCGCCGGAGAAGCGAGAUUUCACAUAUAGAUUUAAUCCGACGUUGAUCGGAAGGAGUAAUGCGUUUCGAGUGUAUCAUCCUUGGACAUAACGUUGAAAUAGCGAAACACGAACGUGUUUAAUGUGCGCGUACUGUAAGAAAAAAGAUUGAAUUUAAAAUGAUAACUUA